Molecule: messenger RNA, 1850 nt
Organism: Argiope bruennichi
Lineage: Eukaryota; Metazoa; Arthropoda; Arachnida; Araneae; Araneidae
Product: beta-1,4-mannosyltransferase egh-like
Exons: 3
Coding region: 187-1704 (505 amino acids)
Cellular component (GO): cytoplasm
Molecular function (GO): beta-1,4-mannosyltransferase activity
Source: RefSeq, a predicted model, not a curated record
UCCUUCUUUCCUUAUUUUCCGAAUCGCGAAAUUGUGGGUGUGCGCUGGUCGCAUCCCUUUAAUGACUUAAAAAUUUUUCAGAAAAAAAAAUGAAAAAAAGUAAUGAUUUAAAAAUAACUCAAGCACUCUUCCGAUUAGUUUAUUCUUUGGCUAAAAUCUGAAUUCAUUAAUUAAAUCUACUUAAUCAUGAAUAUAAGAUUUUGUAAAAGAUCAUAUCUUCCUUGGCAUUUUAUCCUAUCAAGAUGGUCAUCAGUUUAUACUAAACUAUGUUGUUUUUCUGAGACUGUGCAACAUGGCAGACAUUGUGAUUUUCUGAAUAAACAUAUAAAUCUAAGCAGCAAUGUAAAACAUGCUCUACACUGUGCAUUAUUUAUAACCCUGCUUUUCGUUUUUGAGAUUUUUGCUGGUGGAUUAUGCUUUGGGUCCUGUGAUACUAAUUAUCCAGAUCCAUUUGAAAAAUAUGGUUAUAUUCCUGCCAUCUUUUUAUACUUAUUACGUUUCUUAACUCUUCUUGCAUUACCACAAUGCCUCUGUAACUGUUUUGGACUUUUAUUUUUUAACGCUUUUCCAGAUAAAGUACAACUUAAAGGAUCACCUCUCUUGGCACCAUUUAUUUCAAUCCGUGUUGUCACACGAGGUGACUUUCCAGAACUAGUGAAAAACAAUGUAAAUCGUAAUAUGAAUACAUGCCUUGAUGUGGGUCUAGAAAAUUUUCUGUUUGAAAUCGUUACAGACAAGCCACUUAAUUUACCUAGGCAUCCCAGAAUUCGUGAAAUUGUUGUUCCAUCUACUUAUAGAACUAAAUCAGGUGCAUUGUUUAAAGCCAGAGCUCUACAGUAUUGCUUAGAAGAUGAUGUUAAUGUCUUAAGUGAUUCAGAUUGGAUUGUUCAUUUGGACGAAGAAACAAUUUUAACCGAAAAUUCUUUAAAGGGAAUAAUAAAUUUUGUCCUGGAUGGAAAAUACCAAUUUGGUCAAGGUAUGAUUACUUACGCAAAUGAAAAUGUUGUAAAUUGGAUGACAACCCUGGCAGACAGUUUCAGAGUAGCUGAUGACAUGGGAAAGCUAAGAUUCCAGUUUCAGAUUUUCCACAGGCCUUUAUUUAGUUGGAAAGGAUCAUAUGUUGUUACUCAAGCUGGAGCAGAACGUAAAGUAUCUUUUGAUCAUGGCUUGGAUGGAUCUGUUGCCGAAGAUUGUUUCUUCAGUAUGGUGGCAUACAAGGAAGGCUAUACUUUCAACUUCAUUGAAGGUGAAAUGUGGGAGAAAAGUCCAUUUACCUUAUGGGAUUUCCUACAACAGCGAAAAAGAUGGCUUCAGGGAAUUUUCUUAGUUGUCCACAGUCCAGCGAUACCUUUCCGAAAUAAAAGCUUUCUUGCUUGUGCACUGUAUUCCUGGGCUACUAUACCUCUCAGCACUUCUAAUAUAAUACUUGCUGGCCUCUGUCCCAUACCUUGUUGGCAAAUUAUUGAUUUUCUUUGUGCUUUUGUUGGAGCCAUGAAUAUUUAUAUGUACAUAUUUGGUGUAAUCAAAUCCUUUAGUUUAUAUCGUCUUGGAUUCUUUAAAUUCUGUUUGUGUUUAAUAGGAGCUCUUUGCACUGUUCCAAUAAACAUAGUGAUUGAAAAUAUUGCUGUGAUUUGGGGAUGUUUUGGAAAGAAACAUCGUUUUUAUGUUGUGAACAAAGAUGUUAAAUCUACUCUAACUGUAUAAUACUUAAUUUAUUGAUUCUUAGAAUAUCAUAUGUUCCACCUAUCAUGUACACAUCACUCUUAAAUUAUGAAAUCAUGUGAAAAACUUACUCAAUACUUGCAAAAUAAAAUCUUUUUAUGAGGGUGCACAUUGGUGCCUGACUUUUA